AUGCAGGUAAAAGUAAACGGACAACGUUGGGCGGCGGAAGCCAUGGCUGAAACCAGCGGUGUCCAAAUUGCAUACAAGGCAUACAAGAAAUGGGUUCAAAAGAACGGAGGAGAAAAGCUUGCUCCAGGUUUAGGACUGACUAAUGACCAGAUGUUCUUCGUUUCGUACGCUCAGGCCAGCUGCUAUAACAGAAAUGACAAUGUCGCGUAUUAUAAUGCAGUGCGAGGAACAGUUUCCGAAGACAUUAGGACGAAUAGUGCUUUAUCGCAGAUAAAGGAAUUUUCUACAGCUUUUAACUGUCCAGCAAAGACCCCCAUGAAUGCAGAGGUUAAAUGUGCAAUGUACGGAUAAAUUCACAAGACUAUGCUAUUAAAAAAGGACAUUCAGAAUGGUAAAGGCUAUAUGCUAUUAAUACACAAAUCAUUUGGAAAUAAGCGAAAAAUCAAUGCAAAACCUUGUAUUAUACACAUUUGGAUCUAACAGUGAACAUUUUGUUGUUGGAUUGUCGAACACUAAGGAUUCAUGCGGUUGAUAAUAAUACCCUCUCCAUAUUAGUUUGUAUAUUAUAUUCCAUAUAACAUUAUUAUAACGUCUAUGCCUACAGAGAUUAAGUCUUUUAAAUAGUAUUUAUUUUUUAAAAGGCUUUAUUUUUGCUUAAUAUAUAUCUGUACAGGCGUGUACUCACAUUGUAUGAGAGUAUGAAAAUGAACACUCGCAAAUUAAAGUUCAUCAUUUUCCA
Molecule: messenger RNA, 739 nt
Organism: Saccostrea cuccullata (small rock oyster)
Lineage: Eukaryota; Metazoa; Mollusca; Bivalvia; Ostreida; Ostreidae
Product: endothelin-converting enzyme 1-like
Exons: 4
Coding region: 1-351 (116 amino acids)
Biological process (GO): protein processing
Cellular component (GO): plasma membrane
Molecular function (GO): metalloendopeptidase activity
Source: RefSeq, a predicted model, not a curated record